CACCAAUAAAUUGUUUAAACAAUUUCGAGGACAUCUCUUCAGCUCCUCUGUUGUCCUAAUAGAAAAUAUUAACAAAAUAUAUAACAAAAUGUCUCUACGCACAGUUAUAAAACUCAUUAAUUCAAUAACCACCGAGCUCAACAUUAUCCAAAGUUUAGUUUUUAUGAUAUGUCUCUGCACCCACAAGUUCCUCAGUUGUCGAUUUAUUUUAGAUACGGGACUGGCUAAUUUUCACUUGGUCUGAACCAUUGUCCAAUAAAAAAAUUCAAUCGAAAUGGAAGUUCUUGUCGUAGGAAGGCAGAAACUGCGAACCACGUUUUACUUGUUGUUGUUUCUGAGUUCCUGAUAAAUACACGUAACGAAAUCCGUCAUUACAGAAUCAAAAUUCACCACGUUUGCGGCUCACGUCCGAAUGAUUUUGGAAAAAAUUGGCGGAAUAAUUUGCACUGUGGAAUAACGAGUCAGCGUUUUUUUUAAGUUUUUUUUUACCGUUUUUACAUAGAUAAAAUAAAUUAAGAGGUCAUUGUAUCUAUUUUUCGUAAAAAAAAUAAAUUUCUCGAAUGCCUAAAAAAUGGGUCCUAAAUCCUAUUUUAACGACAGCUAAGGAAUUCAGCUUUUAUAACAACCUGUUUCUAGAAGUGCAUCCGAGUUUUACUUUAAUUUCAGGAUGUUAGCAAUUAUUUUAGAGAUCUUGUUUAGCAGGUGGUUUCGAUAAAUUGUUUUUACAGCGCACUCAUUAAAUUCAAUGCAAGUCUUUGAGGAUUUGGGCAACCUAUUUCUCGAUUACUGUUAUGUCUUCUGUGCUGCACCACAGAUUAGGUAAAAUGCUUGGCUUUCGUAUUUUGCGUUUUAGGUUGUGUAUGUGGUCGUUAUUUUUGUUGAGAAAAAUUGUAUUACAUUACAUUAUCUUUUAUUGAGAUAAACGUAGAUUUUGGCUUCCUAAAAUUUGACUAACGCAAUGGAUUCUGGGACCGUGAAACCGUUCCUUCGAGAGAUGUUCCCUAACGCAUCAGACCGAGUCAUCGAUUUUGUAAUGCAAGUAGUUGAGGAACAAAAUCCGUGGGAUAGUCCAGAUGAAAAAAUUGAAAAUAUGGUAAAUUUAAUGUCUGGCCAGUUAGAAGAUGAUAACCCCUGCAGCACACUGAACUCAUUCCCUGUAUCCGAUUCUGUACCUAUGCGGUUCGGAAAUCAUAGUGGACAUGAUAGAGCAUUGAAUGCCAAUUACAAUCAUCUCAUUAAUAUUUUUGGCGAUGCCGAUCCUGACUUCCUGUGGGACUACUGCCAAUCAAAACAAAGCAGAUUUAAUAUGGACGAUGCUAUUGACUAUUUAACUCAGGCUGAUUACAAAAAACGGGAUAAAGAUCCUCUGGUAAUCUUCAAUAGGUUACAGGAGGCUUUGCCCGGAGCCGAUCCGAGUUACUUAGAAAAGGAGGCAGAAAGAUUAGCGCUUUUGGGUAGUGCAGAGUUGGAACAGUUUGUUAGUGAUGCCAUUGAAAAUAACAGUUACCCAACUAUGGAGGAUUAUCUUAAGCAGAAAAAAGACAACGAGGCAUUAAAUUUCUAUACAGACCAAUUCGAUCCAGAAUUAUUUUUGGAACUGUUUCCGAACCCCGAAAUGACGUUCCGACAACCCACCAGAAAAUCUUUCUUCUCUGAUGAAUUAGGAGGAAACGAGGGCGACGUAAACUGUGCCAAAAUAUUCUUAUACAACAUGUACCCUUUUAUUCGUAAGCGACACAUAGAUUUGGUGUUUGCUAGGAAAAAGGACAGACUGAUUGAAUGUUGCGAUGUAUUGGACACGAUUAGGAAGGGUCUCAGGAAUAAACGUUCAAUGGAGGUGGAGCUGAAAACCACAAAUCUGCCACUUCUUCAAGAGAUGGCUUACUUGAAACAUCGCAGGAUGAUUAAACGGUUCAUAAAAUAUAAGGACGACACUUACAGACAAUGUAAGGAAGAAGCCAGAAAACUGAACAUUUUGGAGACUUGCCGCGUGUGCUACGACGACGAGCUCAUCCCCGAAGAAUGCUUUGUCUGCGGCGCGGGUUGCAUAUUCUGCAAGGACUGCGUCCAAAAGGGUGUUGAGACCAGAAUCGCGGAUGGCCACCUGACGUUUCCCUGUUUCGAGGACUGCGGUUCGGAAUUCGGUCUCAAUCGAUUACAGAUGGUGCUGCCGAAGAAAACUUUCGAACGGCUAGUGUUGCGCGUACAGAGCGAGGAAAUCAAGCGGGCCAAAAUCGAAGGUCUCGAGACGUGUCCGUUUUGCGAUUUCGCCGCUAUCCCGGUUGAGGGCAGCACCGUCUUCCAGUGCGAGAAUCCCGACUGCGGAAAAGAGUCGUGCCGACAGUGUGGCCACGAGUCCCACAUCCCCGCCAGGUGCAGCGAGGUCGAGUAUGACGAAGACGUGCGUCGGCGCACCUUUAUCGAGGACAAGAUGACUGAAGCGUUAACGAGGACGUGCUACAGCUGCCAAAAGAAGUUCAUAAAAUCCACCGGUUGCAAUAAGAUGACCUGUCCGUGCGGCGCCAUGAUGUGCUAUCUCUGUUCGCUGCCUAUAACAGCGUACUCUCACUUCGGCUUGGGUGGAUGUGCCCUUUUCACCAAUGACAGCCAAGUCAAUUUGUCCCGAGUUAAGGAAACGGCCGCCAAAGCCAAACAGGAACUGGGCAAUGUCGAAGUCAAAUUCGAUCCCACCGUUGGAAUUCUCUCUCUAUUCAGCUCUGCUAUUCGAAUAUAAAUUGUUGGCCUCAAUACUAGGGCAGACACCAUCUGCUUUUAAAAUAUGAUCUAAAUGCAGCACAUAUUAAGGACUCGUCGGUUCCCUUUGAUAACAGUUAUUGUAUUCUACUUUCUAGAUGUGCCCUUUUCACCAAUGACAGCCAAGUCAAUUUGUCCCGAGUUAAGGAAACGGCCGCCAAAGCCAAACAGGAACUGGGCAAUGUCCAAGUCAAAUUCGAUCCCACCGUUGGAAUUGAACAUUUUUUUUAAGCUUUUACUUAAGUUGAUUUUUAUUCGUCGAAAAUUGGUAAACUUGUCUUAAGUUUUUAAAAGAUUAGGGUCGCCAAUUUAUUUCUAUUUUUUCUUGUCAAUAAAUGUGCGUUCAAGGAAUUUUGGAUUUAGAUUAAUUUUUUUGGGCUAAAGAUUUAAGGCCAUUUCUUGGAUCAAUGGGUUUGUUCUUGUAUUAGUGGUUGAGCCAUCCAUAAACUUAAUGAUUCUUCUGAAUAAAUAAUAUUUUAAUAAGUAUAAAUAUACUAUACAUUCACUUCUUGUGAGUACGAUUUUUAAUGUAUUAAUUCUUCUGUUGGGUGCCAAACAUUUUUUACUUUGAUUUGCUAUUGUGAUAAUAAAUGUAUGCAAUACUUGUAUGCGUUUUUGAUUUUAUCUUACAAACACGUGUCAUCAUACAAGGUGUUUAGAUUAGAAUACAGUGAAACCUAUUUUUACACCAACAUUUAGUUGGAAUAAAAAUUCAUUCAAGGAUCUAUCAUAUACUUCUAUUUUCUACUCUUGAUCUUGCUUAGACGUAACCCAAACUCAGUAAAUUGCCUACUAUCUCAAAUAAAAUUACGUGCAAGCUUUUAACAGACAUCUACUAACAUAUACAAAUUUUCAAUUUAAUCUUAGACAUUUUAAGUUUUAGGGAUUUCGCCACAUUAACUUUCACUUAUUUCCAUUAUAAAAUGCCACAACCCUCACAUAAUUAAAUUGUUUAAAGGAUGUGUUAAAACAUACAUACAUCAAAAACACUUAUGAAGCUAAAAUUUCGCGAAUUAAUUUACAAUGCCAGUACAAU
Messenger RNA from Cylas formicarius (sweet potato weevil), 3790 nucleotides. RefSeq names its product E3 ubiquitin-protein ligase RNF216-like. Gene Ontology annotation, molecular function: zinc ion binding. Lineage: Eukaryota; Metazoa; Arthropoda; Insecta; Coleoptera; Brentidae. The transcript is spliced from 8 exons. The record is from RefSeq and is a predicted model, not a curated record. Bases 959 to 2734 code for a protein of 591 amino acids.